Molecule: messenger RNA, 2247 nt
Organism: Megalops cyprinoides (Indo-Pacific tarpon)
Lineage: Eukaryota; Metazoa; Chordata; Actinopteri; Elopiformes; Megalopidae
Product: neuroendocrine convertase 1-like
Exons: 14
Coding region: 1-2247 (748 amino acids)
Biological process (GO): protein processing
Cellular component (GO): trans-Golgi network; Golgi membrane
Molecular function (GO): serine-type endopeptidase activity
Source: RefSeq, a predicted model, not a curated record
AUGGAAGCGAGAUGUCACCCGUCGGUGAUGUGUUCUGCGCUCGUGAUCAUCUGUGCUGUCCUUUGCGCCGCUGACGCUACUGUCCUCGAUUUUGGGGACAGGCAGUACAUCAAUGAAUGGGCGGUGGAGAUACCGGGCGGACCUGACGCAGCUAAGGCAAUCGCCCGUGAACUGGGCUACGAGCUGGUUAGACAGAUAGGGGCACUGGAGAACCAUUACUUACUCAAACACCGUAGUCAUCCUAGGCGGACAAGAAGAACUGCUGACCACAUCACCAAACAGCUUUCCGAGGAUGAAAGGGUGUCAUGGGCAGAACAGCAGUACGAGAAGCAGCGCGGGAAGAGAGCACCGUUGGGGGCAGAGUGCUCCACCUGCUCGGCAGACAAACUUUUUGAUGACCCCAUGUGGUCACAGCAGUGGUACCUGCAAGACACCAGGACAUCCCCCUCCCUCCCAAAACUGGACCUCCACGUCAUUCCUGUGUGGAAGAAGGGGAUCACCGGGAAGGGUGUGGUCAUCACCGUGCUGGAUGACGGCCUGGAGUGGAACCACACGGACAUUUACCCCAACUAUGAUCCAGCUGCGAGUUACGACUUCAACGACAACGAUCCCGACCCCUUUCCCAGAUACGACUCCACCAAUGAGAACAAGCAUGGGACACGAUGUGCCGGAGAAAUCGCCAUGCAAGCUAACAACAACAAGUGUGGAGUAGGUGUGGCAUACAAUGCCAAAGUCGGAGGAAUUCGGAUGCUGGAUGGGAUUGUGACUGACGCCAUUGAGGCGAGCUCCAUCGGCUUUAACCCCGAUCACGUUGACAUCUACAGCGCCAGCUGGGGUCCCAAUGACGACGGGAAAACAGUGGAAGGUCCCGGGCGCUUGGCGCAGAAGGCCUUUGAGUAUGGCAUCCAGAAGGGGCGUGGCGGGAAGGGCUCCAUCUUUGUGUGGGCGUCAGGGAACGGGGGUCGGCAGGGGGACAACUGUGACUGUGAUGGCUACACGGACAGCAUUUACACCAUCUCUAUCAGCAGUGCCUCCCAGCAGGGGCUGUCCCCCUGGUACGCUGAGAAGUGCUCCUCCACCCUGGCCACCGCCUACAGCAGUGGCGACUACAGUGACCAGCGAAUUACCAGUGCAGACCUGCACAACCAAUGCACAGAGACACACACUGGUACGUCUGCCUCUGCCCCAUUGGCUGCUGGGAUUUUCGCCCUGGCCCUGGAGCAGAACCCUGCCCUUACGUGGCGGGACCUCCAGCAUCUGGUGGUAUGGACCUCAGAGUUCGACCCCCUGGCCAACAACCCAGGUUGGAAGAAGAACGGCGCUGGGCUCAUGGUGAACAGCCGCUUCGGGUUCGGGCUUCUCAACGCCAAGGCCCUGGUGGAUCUGGCUGACCCCAAGGUGUGGAAACACGUUCCAGAGAAGAAGCAGUGUGUCGUGAGGGACAGCACCUUCCAGCCCAGGGCAUUAAAAACAGACAGCGAGAUAAGAAUUGAGAUCCCCACGAGGGCCUGCGCUGGGGACGAGAAUGCCAUCGUAUCCCUGGAGCAUGUGCAACUGGAGUCCAGCAUCGAGUACACUCGGAGAGGAGACCUGCGUAUCACACUCACCUCCCCCUCAGGUACCAGCGCUGUGCUGCUGACAGAAAGAGAGAGGGACACGUCCUCCAGCGGCUUCAAGAACUGGAACUUCAUGUCCGUGCACACCUGGGGGGAGAACCCCUCUGGCACCUGGACCCUCACCAUCACAGACGUGUCUGGACGAACGACAAACGAGGGCCGCAUCGUUGACUGGAGGCUGAUCCUACACGGCACAUCAGAGCGGCCAGAGCACAUGAAGACGGAAAGGGUGUACACGCCCUAUAACGCUGUGCAAAAUGACCGCAGGGGCCUGAUGGAGGAGAACCCUACAGAGCCCCACGUACCUCUGAAAGCCCACCCCUCUCCUGGACCCUCCCCCGGGGGAACCCCCUUCGAUGCCCUCAUACAGCUCCUCAAAGCAGCCAUUGAGAGGCAGCCCUCACCCAGCCAAAGCCAAGCCAGCAGCAGCAGGCCAGAAGCGGAGACUGCCGUCCCAUCCCUCGCCUCCCAAAACCUCUACCAGGCCCUGGACCUGCUCAGUAAGCAUGAGGGCUUGGAGGGCAGCCAGCCCAGUGACUACAGCGAUGUGCUGUACCGCGAGCCCAAUGGGCACAGAGACAACACGCUAAUCCAGACCCUCCUCACUAUGCUCACGAAUACCAGCCGGUGA